Molecule: messenger RNA, 1590 nt
Organism: Eimeria acervulina
Lineage: Eukaryota; Apicomplexa; Conoidasida; Eucoccidiorida; Eimeriidae
Exons: 3
Coding region: 1-1590 (529 amino acids)
Source: RefSeq, a predicted model, not a curated record
AUGCUCUCAAAGCUCUUACUCAUUGCAGCAGCCGCUCUCGCCGGCGCUGUGGUGUAUCCGGAGGUGAGUGUUGCUGCUGCUGUCCCUGUAGAGGGCGAUGCAGCAGCAGCAGCAGUGCAGCAGGAGCAGCAGGGUUUGGGGGAUGAAGCAGCAGCAGCAGCAGCAGCAGCAGAUACUCCGCGAGAUUUCUAUCCCUUCUUAGUCGUCCCCUUUACAUCCACAUCUUCAACAUCAGCAACAACAACAACAAUGAGUGCACGUUUACAAGCUCGUAAGCAGCAGCAGCAGCAGCAGCAGCAGCAACUGCAGCAGCAGAACCGUGAGAAGCUGAAGGCUUCCUAUGAUGAUUUAGUAGGUCUCUGGAAGGAAGCAGCAGCAGCAGCACAGAGAAAGGCGAAGAGACAGCAAGAAACAAAUGCAGCAAAUCGCAAAGAUAAUAACGAGCUAUGGACUGCCUUCUCUCAGUGGCUGAUGCAGCUGCUGUCUCCUCCUCAAGCUGCAGCAGAUAUACCUCUUCAGAUGUCUCUUGAGGGUAAAUACGAGGGCAGCUUCUCAGCAGCAAAAGAAGAAGCAGUUGUUGUUGUUGUUGAUGAAGCACAGGCUUUGCUUGAGGCUUUAAAAUCCAUGACUCAAGAGGAACAGCAGCAGCAGCAGGAAGAGGAACAGCAGCAGCAGCAGGAAGGGGAACAGCAGCAGCAGGAGGACCAGCAGCAGCAGCAGGAGCAGCAGCAGCAGCAGCAGGAGCAGCAGCAGCAGCAGCAGGAGGAAGAGGCAGAAGUUAAACCUAGAGAAGACGCCAGCGAUGAUGAAGAGAUAACAGAAGCAGCAGCAAUAGGCGCAGGAGCAGCACGUGCUACAGCAGAAGCAGAACCAGCAGCAGCAGAAGCAGAACCAGCAGCAGCAGAAGCAGAACCAGCAGCAGCAGCAGCAGAAGGAAGCCAGGAAGAAACAUCAAGGCUGUCUGCUGAAGUACUGGACUCCCUGCAGCGCACAGAGACGAUGUACAGUGAUUUGAUAGCAGCAAUUGAAGCAGCAGCAACAGCAGCAGGAGAAGCAGCAGUAGACGCUAUGGGGGCCACUGCCCGCAGCAGCGGCGACAGCAGCGACAACAGCAGCAGCAGCAGCAGCAGCAGCAACAGCCAAUCACUGCGUGGCAGCGCAACUUUCUCUAGACUAGCAGCAGAGAUGAUGCAGGAGCUCGAGGUUCUGAACGUGCAGUUUGCUGCUAAUAAUGCUGAAGCAGCAGCAUCUCUUGCUGCAGUUGAGCAAGAAGGCAGCAGCAAAAGCCCUCAGUGCAGCAACAGCAGCUGCAGCAGCAACAGCAGCAGCAGCAGCAACAGCAGCAACAACAGCAGUAGUAGGAUCAAAGCUGGCGUAGGCAGCAGUAGCAACAGCAACAGCUACCAAGUUGCAAGCAGCAGCAGCAGCAGCAACAGUAGCAAGAACAUUGUAGCAGCAGCAGCAGCAGCAGCAGCAGCCGCCCCCCACCUGCAGAAACAGUUGCAGUACAUGCCACAACAGCAGCAGCAACAGCAGCAGCAGCAGCAACAACAGCGGCGACACACCGCAGCCCCUGCUGCUGCGUUGUAG